AAUGUGCGGGUGCUGCCACCUGUACCAGGAAUGUCCAACAUAAACUAGUUCGACGGUAUCGUGUCAAUAGUAACUUUUCUGGAUGCUUCAGUGCCCGUUGUGACGCAGUAAUUGAUUAGUUAAUCUAGAAUGUACAAUUGUUUCGUGUGCUGGUGACCUGAAAGUUUGUGGCUGAAAUAAAAACUUUCAUUGUUUGAAGUUGGACCUUGUGUAUUCCUCCGCCAUGACACUUGUUGAUGGUGAUCCUUGUCGUGUGUUAUAAGAGCGAGGCAUUAGCAUGGGUGCUGCAGCGUGUGGGCGCCCCGCGGCCAUGAGGGCGUGAGUGACCCGCGCCAUGGCCCGCUACGGGACCGACGCCGCCAGCGAGGCCAGCCGCCUGCUGCACACCCUAGGCGAGGCCGCCCGCCCCUGCCCCGGCCCGGGCAGGGAGGACUUGCCCGCCGCCCCGCAGGACGCCCCCGCCGCCCGCCAGGACGAGGCGCCCUACGGUCGCAUUCUGCCGCGCGGGGCGGGCAGCGGCGCAGGCGCGGGCGGCGGCGCAGAUGCUGUGGGGUCCGUGCCGCCGCUGAGGGUCGGGGCUAUCGAGAGCCUUAUCUCGGGCGGCAGUGACGGCAGCGGCCAGCCGCACCCCGCCCCGCAGGUGUACCAGGUGCUUGACGCGCGCCGCGUGAUCGCCGCCUCCAAGUUCGCCACGCCGCGGCAGCCCGACGCCCUGGUGGUGGCCAGCAGCGCCGCGCCGACCCCCGCCUCCAGCCAGGCCGUCAACGGCCAGCCCGCCCCUGCCCCCACUUUGGUCACGGGCGCCACCUCGGCCCCAGCCACCGUCGGCUACGCCCACAUCAAGCCCACCACCGUCGUCAGCAGCAAGGCCACUGUUGGGUCGCAUCUCAUCAAUGGGGGCAGCCCCGGGGUUGUGCCGCGACCUGUCAAUGGCCAGGUCCCGCUGUACUCUGGCCACGUGAGGUACGAGCCGCCGCCUGUGUACGGCCGAGGCGGCAGUGCCCUGGGCAGCUCAGCGCACUCCAGCCCACGCUCCAGCCUCAGCGGUGGGAGUCACGAUUCUCUUAAUUCCGGCCAGAACUCGCGAAGCAUUCCACAAUCUUUGACGCACCAUUCCGUUGACUACGUUGUGAAGCCCGGCUACGUGGGGCAGCUACACACCUACGAGAACGUCAGCUCCUACCAGCAGUACGGGCCGACAGGCAGCCUGGCCGCCACUGUCAUCGAGAACAAGUAUGCCAGCCCGCGCUCCAGCAUCAGUUCUCAAGACUCCAAACAUUCCAGUCCGCGGAGCAGCUUUGUACAUUCCUUGCAAGGUUCUAGUCUAGACCGCACAAGUUUAGCCAGUCAAACCAUUUUGGAGGAAGGCUGUUCCCUCCGUCCUACUCUAAGCAACAGACACUUGCCGCCACGCAUUGAACAGGACUUGGAGGGCAAACAAUUUGUGAUCCCUAGAAAUAACGCGUAUGUGCAGGAAAACGCGCGCCACAGCUCACAGUGGAGCGUAACCAGUGACUCUGUUAGGCAUCGAGGCUUAUAUUAUGACAGUCUCCCGCCGCCACCAGUGCCACCACAUUCUCUAGGCCUGACCCGCCCCACUACACUUACCCCGGUAGCAACUCCCAGCCCCACUACCCUCCCUCCACCCCCACCCUACCCUGGCAAGGCUCUCAGCCUCACCACAGACACAGUGACCUCUGUCGCCUUCCCCCUGGUGACCUCCAACCACAACUACGCUAACAUUGAUGUGCUGAAGAGUGUGUCAGGUGCUGAUCCCCCCCCGCCCCCACCUUACCCAUCCUCUGUGGUGCGCCAGUUCCAGAACUUAAGCCUAGGGACCACACACUCCCCCCUUGGUUCCCACUCCCCUGCGUCCUCCACUCCGUCCACUCCCUCAACUCCCUCCACCCCCCAGAGCCUCUUGAGGGCUGGGGGAGUGCUGCCUCCCCCACCGCCUCCCUACUCCUCCUCAGUGGUUCACGCACAACAGCAGCAUCAGCAGCAUUUUGUGGUUCCUCCCCCUCCACCCCCGUACUCCUCCUCCCUGGUGCGAACAGUGACCUCAGUGCCAUCGUUCAUAGGUGGGCAGGCUGUGCAGGUGCCGCCGCCCCCUCCCCCAUACCCGUCAUCCGCUGUGCGCCUUAACAAUAACAAUAACAACAACGCUAGCAGUAAUAACAGUGUGCUAAACAACAGCACUACUACCACCACCACCAUGAGUCAAGCCAGCACCCCAAGUGACCGCCUGGCACAGUGGCAGCACAAGCUAGGUGGGGGAGGUCACACCAUGCCCCCCACUACCACCGCCACUGCCAUGCCUGUCGGUGCCCCCUCCACCAGUGUCUCCCCGCUCCCCAUGGCCAAGCCUCUCAGCGGAAAGAAUCUCCUUCCCUACAAUGUCACGGCAAAAUCAAUGGGGAUGAGCGAGGCUGAGAGGAAGCUGGAGGCGCUCACCCAACAGAUAGAGGAGGAGAUGGAGAAGAAGGAGCAGGAGGGAGAGUACUACGGCGUGUGCCACACGUGUGGGGACAAGGUGACGGGUGCCGGCCAGGCGUGCCAGGCCAUGGGCAACCUGUACCACACCAACUGCUUCAUCUGCUGCUCCUGCGGUCGGGCGCUGCGAGGCAAGGCCUUCUACAACGUGCACGGCAAGGUGUACUGCGAGGAGGACUACCUCUACUCCGGCUUCCAGCAGACGGCGGAGAAGUGUGCCAUCUGUGGCCACCUCAUCAUGGAAAUGAUCCUGCAGGCCAUGGGCAAGUCCUACCACCCGGGCUGCUUCCGGUGCUGCAUCUGCAACGAGUGUCUAGACGGAGUGCCAUUCACGGUCGAUGUCGACAACAAAAUAUACUGUGUUCAUGAUUACCACAGAAUGUUUGCCCCCAAGUGUGCAGCAUGUGGCAAGAGCAUCACCCCCGUGGAGGGAACAGGCGAGACGGUGCGAGUGGUCUCCAUGGACAAGGACUUCCACGUGGACUGUUAUGUGUGUGAGAGCUGUGGCCUGCAGCUGACAGAUGAACCGGACCAGCGGUGCUACCCCCUGGACGGCCGCCUGCUGUGCCGGACCUGCCACCUGCACCGCCUGCACGCCAUGGGCCGCACGCCCUCCAACAUACAGGAUGUUGGGGCCACCUAUGUUGAGUAGCUGAGGGACCCAGCGCCGGCAGCCAUCAGCUCAACUAUGGACGGCUCGUCACUGAAGUCUCCUUGAAAGACAAACUACACAUUAAGUUCAUUGUGAUAAAAGCAUCUCAUUCCCAUGCAAAGGUGUCCUGAAAACCACAACUGAAAUACAUGUCUAUAAAUACUUGAGUCAGUACUUUAUAAGCAUGCUUUGUAAAGCUAUGGCGCAGGAGAAGACCUUUAAUCCGAGGAGCAUCGGGCCACUCACUUCUUUUAGACCAGUGAACGGCAGCCAAAAUAACUAUAAAGGUGUCGGCUACAUGGCUGUCCAGGGGGAGAAGUUUGCUCUUUUCCAGGCCGCCUGCUGGGCUGGUAGUUACUAGCCCUUCCAAAGAUUAAUUUUUACCCCUUUUAAAAUUUUGAGACAUGAUUUAAAUAACCAAAACUAAUGAACUACUGAGUGGGUCAUAAAAGAAAGUUGCUUAUAUUGACCCAAUUGUUUUUACAUAAGUUGGGCACUAAGCUUUGCCCUUUGGUAUGUCUUUGUGCAAAGGUACUUGAUAACUUAGACACAGCGUGUUUAAUGUGCUAGUCGCCUGACAAGGCACUAAAAUUAGCAAGUCUCCAAGACACACUUACCUUCUGAUAUUAUAGUCCCCUCCUGGGGCCAGGCACAGCCUGUGUGACUUUGAACCCCUGGUGUCAAAUAAUACUAAAAAUGAGAGUGGUUUGUUUACUUAACUUUAAAUGGGUAAAAUUUAAAAAUCCAGAUUAUUGGAAGUUUUGGCCGAAUGUAACUCUGAUUAAGCGCCUUCUGUUGCCUUCCCUUACUUUAUAAUAUCUCUGUGUCUCUCUAUGAGGAGUGUGUGUGUGGAUGUAGUGGUGAGGUCAGUAACACGAGGGCAGCGCUGGCACCCACACCCAGACCACCGGCAAGAUGAGGAGGAGUUUGGUGAAGUUCCAGUUUUGUUCCUAGCUUUGUGUGUGUGUGUGUGUGUGUGUGUGUGUGUGUGUGUGUGUGUGUGUGUAAGGAAGAGUUGGGUGAAUGUGUAUACAGAGUUUUAUUUGUCACAAACAUUUGCUACUUUUUUGGGUGUGUUUCUGGAGUUUAACGAACACUUGUUUCUGGAAUCAUUCAAGCAAACAAAAGCACAAAGCAUUUGAUUAUCUGUGUUGCGUUGAUGUUUGUGUCGUAAAUUUUUUGCUUCUGUUAAAGUAUAGAUUGAUUCCCUUCCCAUCAUCUUCCUUGUGUAUAAUUGACAAAGCAUUUAUUUUUGUUAGGUAAGUACUGGACAAUCCUUCAUAGAACUGCAUUUAAACUAGGCUGCCUAUUAAAAACAAACUAUAUAUAUACAUGCAUACAUACAUACAUAUACACAUACAUACACAGACACAGUACACAUAGGUAUCUCGUUCUAUGUGAGAAAGUUGUGUUUUUGAAGAAUGUGAUGUAAAAAAUCUAGUACAUUUCACACUUUACAUGUUUGGCUUGCAUUAACAUGACCCAGUGCCCUCGACUUGCAUACUGUUCUCAUGGAAACGAUAAUAAUGACAUAUCACACAUACUUCCCUUCCACGGCAUCCUGAGGACCCGUACUCUCAGAGGCAUUUAGCUCUCACAACAAGCAUUUCCAAAGGCCACAAAGGAGAUUAAUUGGGUUUUCAUGAGUCCUUUCUGAGGUUCACAAUAUAGAAAAAUGUUUAACCUGUCACUAGGCUGAUAAAAAUUAAUCGGGUUUUCAUGAGUCCUUUACGAGGUUCAGAAUACAUAAGAAUGUUUAAACUGUCACUAGGCUCAUAAAAAUCAAGGGUUUUCAUGGGUGUUUUCCUAGGUUCACAAUGCAGAAGAAUAUUUAAACUGUCACUAGGCUCAUAAAAAUCAAUUGGGUUUUCAUGGGUGUUUUCCUAGAUUCACAAUGCAGAAGAAUGUUUAAACUGUCACUAGGCUCAUAAAAAUUGAUUGGGUUGUCAUUGGUGUUUUCCUAGGUUCACAUUGCAGAAGAAUGUUUAAACUGUCCAGGCUCAUAAAAAUUAACUCUUGAAAAUUAAUUGGGUUUUCACGAGUGUUUUCCGAGGUUCACGAUACAGAAGAAUGUUUAAACUAUCACCAGGCUCAUAAAGUUAUCCAUGGAAGUACUAACACAGCCUCUAGCAAAGCCUUAUCCAAUGUGUGUGUGAGCCCUGAAAUGCUUGAAAAUGCGGGUCCAGGGCAGGCCGCCUCGCAUAGACUGAGAUCAACCUACCUGUACAAGUGUAUCCAUCUAAUUAUUUCUGCCCAAGCUUUUCCAACAGUUGGUUACUUCUGUGCCCUUUCUUCUGUGUUGUACAAUUUGUUUAUAAUGAGUUUGAUUCUAAGUGCAUUUAUGGAUUGAUUGUUUAAUCCGUCUCUUAAAUUGACCACUGUGAUAAUGGGAGCGUCUCGGCUGGCUGCCUUACUCAGAGAAUUCCUUUCCAGGCAGCGAUGUGGUGCAGGUCACACUGUGGGCCCUGGUGGCUGGAGGCAGAGGGGGGAGCCAUAGUUACCAGAUUAUUGUACUCAGAGCAUUGUAUUUUCCGGUUUCUGACACAUAACUAUCACAAAAACAUCAAUAAUUAACGGUUUGAACAAUAACACUAACUGAAUAUCGCAAUGUGUGUAUGUGGGACAGUUUUGGGUUUGAAAAAACUGUAAAUACAAUGUUCUGAGUGUGAGAAUCUGGUAACGCUGAGGUUAGGCGAGGGGGACAGAAGCAGAGUGUUGUAGAGGUGGUCCCUGGCUUGUGCAGUUCUGUUUAAAUGUCAGCAAGUUGUGUCUGUCUCUAAAAGUCAAAACAUAUAUGAACAGUACAUAAUUAGUGUCAUUAGUGCUCAAGUCUGUAUUCUUAAUCGCCUUUGACACACAUCAAUUAUUUCUAAAGGCCAAAAAAGAGGUUAAAAGCAUUCUCAUGAGUUUUUUUUUAUGUUCAUAAUAUAAAGGCCUUGCCAAACUAUCACCAGGGUCAGAAAACUACCCUUCGAAAGCCUCACAGGCCCUAUGAAAGCCUUGUCAAAUGUGUGUGCUUGAGCAACGAAAUGUUUAAUAACCAACAAAUCCAACCAAUUUAUAAUUCAUUCUGUAAAACCCCCCUGUAAUUUUUCACAAUGGCCAUUAGACCUGUAAUGGAAGACCUGCUUACUUAAGAAAUUUGAAGGGAAAUCCAAUUUAAACAGGCCAUGGUGUGCCAUUGUACACCACCUCAGUAAAAAGUGCACCAGUCCAUUGCUAGAAACCAUUGUCUUUAAUGCACUUAUGUAAUAGACUUUAUGGCAGUUCAGUUGCAUCUAAAAAACAAUGUUGGGCUGUUCAUAACUCAGGGACCUCCUAUACAACAUGACAUCCGUUGAGUAUUGGUGCUGGAUGCUGGUGACCAUUGUUUUGUAGCUGACCGAGCGAGAUAAUGUUGGGUGUGGAGCUUCACUGUGCAAGAUGAAUACAAUAACCUAGAUUUUCAAGCUUUCAGGAGUGCUUUCUGACAUCUUACAUAUCCCAGUGACAAAACCUGCUUGUAAUUUCACUAGGCAACCUGCUUCUGUGGUGAUAACUUUGUUGCUAUGAUUGGCACACUGUUUAAUAGUUGACUGACUUAGGCAAUGUUUGAUGUGUGACCAGCCAGAGAGGGUAAUCAUGUUUGGUGAUUUGUCAGUUUUCAUUGAUGCUGUAUAUACUCAUGCAAAAUUAAGCCCCUAAUGAUGUGAAAUUCUCUAUUAAAGAAUGAAUUUAUGCCCCAAUGAAGGUAGUCUCCACGUAAAUGUCAACCCCUUAAACUUUGAUACAAAUAUUGAAAUUUAGACUUUUACAUGAGUAUAUAAAGUAAAUACAGCAUAUUGUUGCUAAAUUAUCCAUCAAAUGAUUCCAUUGUGUGUGUGUUCCUUGUGAGGUCGCCUGAAUGCACUGCCCAAUGAGUCACACACACACUGGAUGGCUGGAGUUUGUAUUUGCAAUACUUGUCUGAGGGAUGCACGGGAACACUUCCUCAAAGACAAAGACACAGCAGUUGCUACACAUAAUAAGGUCUUGACCUGACACUGCCUGCUUCUGUGCCACGAUGUGCUCAGUGUGUUCAUGGAAGGAUUAAUCUCAUUACCUUCACCAAGCUCAGAAGUUGUACAGUAAUGUUAUUUACAGUUACAUUCCAAGGUAACUAUCUUCAAACUGAUGGGGCCAAACAGUUACAAAUUUUCCACCUUCACGCAGAGCAGUCUGCAGCGUCUAGUCUUCAUUGUGUGUCUCUUGCACUCCCUGAUUCCAAGACCAGAACAAUGGCUGCUGUGAAAUUGUAACACGAUUCCUUGAUAAGUCAGUUCCCGGCAGCACCAAGGGAAGGGAAGGCUUUAAGUCCUGUCGGCCCUGUCACUGAUUAGAAACAAAUUACUGGCCCUUCUCUCAGCACAGCCACAGUUUUCUGCACCAGUGAGGCUCCUGAGGCAUCCCACCAAGGAUUCUGGAGUUGCUGGUGCUCCCACUCUGCUCUUGUGACCUCAGUGACCCCUAUACCAAGCCCCAGUGUUGACCUGCACAGAGGAACAGACUUGGGCCUCAGCUUCCCAGGAGCACAGACCACCAAAACCCUUCUGGUGCCACAGCCCAACAAGCCCCUCAGCAGACUAGGCUGCCACCUCUCGGCCCCCCAGCAUGAAGCUUGUGGCCUUGGAGCUGCCCCGCUGGCUGGUGUCAGGGCCAUUGUAUCGGACCACCAGGAGUGUGCUGUCAUGCAGGGCCACCGGGGGGCAGGGCCGGGGCCACGCACGGCCCUGCCAGGGUUCCUUACAGCUGUCUGAUACAAGGGCAUUUUUUUCUAUCUCAGGAGUUUUUAUGAGUGAGUCGGUUUUAAGUGUGGUUGAAUAGGCUAUAUUAGUCAAAUGGUUCUGUUAAUAUUCACACAAAUAUAUAUGUAUAUAUAUAUAUGUAUAAACAUACUCUUAAACGUUCAUCCAAUGGGAAGGUUUCAAGUGCUUACCAUUACAUACCUUAUGUAAGAUAACGUACAGAUUUUUGUCAGUCUUUCAUACUCCAUGUAUAGUUUUGUGAAGUGUCGCUUCAGUCUGUGUGUGAGUGAAUCGCUGCGUCCGUGGCCCAUUGUAUUUUCUGUAAAUUAGUGCAAAUAUGUGUAUUUUGGCUGUACAUUUUGGGGCGACCCGCCGGGCUACUCAAGGGUCGGACGGAGCUGGGAAAUCAACGAAGAAAUCUUUUGUAAUUUUUUUAUGGCCUUUCUGCUCGCCUGCUGCUGCUAUCAUCCAAGCCAGACUGAGAGUGGGGGGCACUGCAUGCAGCAUUUGCCUAGGCUGCUGCAGGCCAAGUACCAAUGAUGGGAAGCAAGAACUCUUAAGAUCAGCAUUCACUCUGUCUGUCUUGGGGGUCCCUAGUAUCAGACCCCCAAGACUCCAUCCCCAACAGCCCCCUUCAAGUCUGGCUCUGGUUUUCACUUUGUUCAUCAUCCAACCUUUUCUACUUAAAGUUCAAUCGUUUACACUUUUAGCGGCUACUUACCUGUAUUGUCUAUGUGGUGCCAAGCGUCCCCGGUCAGGUGUAGCGACAGGACCACCGCCGGCUGUUACCGUGUUGCAGUGUACUCGUGGCAAAGUCAAGCUCAUUUAUGAAGCCCCUCCCCCUCCCGCUCCCUCUCCCCUGAUAAGAAAUAUUUGAGGCGUAUAAUGUAAAUGGGACGACCUGACAAUUUUGUAGUUUUGAGCAAAUCUAGUUUUAAAGUAACCACCAGACUCUACACACACACACACACACACACACACACACACACACACACACACACACACACACACACACACACACACACACACACACAUAUAC
Molecule: messenger RNA, 8947 nt
Organism: Eriocheir sinensis (Chinese mitten crab)
Lineage: Eukaryota; Metazoa; Arthropoda; Malacostraca; Decapoda; Varunidae
Gene: jub
Product: zyxin-like
Exons: 8
Coding region: 335-3145 (936 amino acids)
Biological process (GO): negative regulation of hippo signaling; regulation of DNA-templated transcription; response to hypoxia
Cellular component (GO): transcription regulator complex; adherens junction; nucleus
Molecular function (GO): transcription corepressor activity
Source: RefSeq, a predicted model, not a curated record